AUGGUGAAGUCGGGCAACUUCACGUUAACCCCCUGCGGUGUUUGCUCGGAGACGUCCGAUACCAAUGAAGGUAUGGUGGGAUGUGACGCUUGUGACCUUUGGUUUCACUUCCGGUGCGUGGAAGUGACGGAGGAGUCUCUGGUUGGUUUGGAGAAGUGGUUUUGUCCAGCAGAGCCUUGUCAGAGAGCUAGAGAAGAAACCACUAAAAAACGAACCGAUCGCAAGAAAGGGACGAAAUCGAAGGAAUCGAGAUCUCUAGCACCGGACGAAUCGGACAGGUCUAGUGUCAAAUCUGACCGUCAGUCCGGAUCAACUCUGGAGAAGCGAUUGAAAGCUCUUGAAAAGGAGCAGGAGGAAAAGGAACAAGAGAUGGAAAUUGGGCGAAUUCUGAGGGAGAAACGUAUCGAAAUGAACCGAAUCCUGAAUGAGAAGCAAUUGAGAAUCGAUAACGAGCUACGGGAGAAGGAAAGGCGACUUGAGGAGGAUAUGCUGGGGCAAUCGCUUCGCGACGAGAAAAUCCACGCUGAUCGCAUGCAGCAGAUGCGAGAGUCGUAUCAAAAAGCGAUUAUAGGGGUGAAAGGUAUGUCAACUACCACCGUUGGUGCUGAACCCAAGUUCGAGAAUGCGGAAGAAAUGUUCAAUGCAGGCGAAGGCUGUUCAUCGCGCCACAAGAAAAUGUUAAACACACCGUUGCGGAAUCCAGGCAUUUCACUACAGUCUGGUCCGCAGAAGCAACGGAAGUCAGUGGAGAAGAAACAGCGGAUUGAAGAGUUGGGAGGUAGAUCGGAAGAAGAGCUUGGUUCCAUCGAUGAAAGCAGCGAUUCAGACUCCAGCGAAACAAAUAACAGCUCGGGUACCUCCUCGGAAGAAGAAAAAGAACAAUCGCAUUGCGAGUCGGAGAAGUCAGCGUCUUCCGAGGACGGACAGCAUCGAAAGAAAAGAAAGCAGUGA
Aedes albopictus (Asian tiger mosquito) is the source of this 951-nucleotide messenger RNA. RefSeq names its product cyclin-dependent kinase 11B-like. Lineage: Eukaryota; Metazoa; Arthropoda; Insecta; Diptera; Culicidae. The transcript has a single exon. The record is from RefSeq and is a predicted model, not a curated record. The coding region runs from base 1 to 951 and encodes 316 amino acids.